This is a messenger RNA of Cuscuta campestris, 1894 nucleotides long. NCBI's taxonomy places the organism in Eukaryota, Viridiplantae, Streptophyta, Magnoliopsida, Solanales, Convolvulaceae. The record is from the annotation of a GenBank genome assembly.
GAAUUUGAAUCAUUUUAAUAAUUCAUUUCGAGUUUGGUCAUCCUCAAAUUCAUUAACAAAAUAUCUAUUCAAAACCCAAUAUUUUCUGUAUCCGAUCAUUUUUUGUCAGCUUUUCCAAGAUGCGCGGCGGCGGAAGCGGCGGCGGUGGCGGCCUUUUUGGCCGCCACCAUCUCCGAUCAACUCCCAGGUUGUCACUGGACAGGUUUCUAUGGGACCAUCAGCAACAACUAGAAAACAAGAGAGAAAAUUCGCUAGUUACGGAUCACAAUUUCUACGACGUCUCGUCGUCCUCGUCGUCCGCCGUGUCUUGGCUGGAUUUCCAAGAAUCCGCCUUUACCGAGAGUGCGGCCGUUUCCGAUCUCGGCCUGAGAUCGGGUGGCCUCGCGUUCGACAAGGGGUCCGGGAAGAGAGCGAAAGGUCGAUCUUCUCCCCCGCUGAUCAAGGGCCAGUGGACCGACGAAGAAGACAGGAAUUUGAUCAGAUUAGUGAAGCAAUAUGGAGUGAGAAAAUGGGCUCAAGUGGCUGACAAAAUGGUCGGUCGGGCCGGAAAACAAUGUCGCGAGCGGUGGCAAAACCAUCUUCGUCCCGAUAUUAAGAAAGAUAGUUGGAGUGAAGAAGAGGAGAGGGUGCUGGUUGAAGCACAUGAAGAGCUUGGGAACAAAUGGGCUGAGAUUGCAAAGAGAAUUACCGGAAGGACCGAAAACUCCAUCAAGAAUCACUGGAAUGCCACUAAGAGAAGACAGACUUCCAAGAGGAAGACCACCACCAAGAAGCUGCCGCCGGAGGCCGCUGCUCACGGCGUCCGCGGCGGAUCCUCCUCCUCCACCUCCUCCAAUCCCACCAACAAAUCCACCGUUCUUCAAGACUACAUAAGAACCAAGUACCUCACCCCCAACGACAAAUCCUUUUCCUCCUCCGCCGCCGCUGUCGUCUCGGAGGACCGUCGUCGUCCUCCCCCAAUCCCACUCAACGACCCGUCGCUGUCGAACGAUGACGUUUCGCCCUCGUUCAUGAUCCAUCAAAUGUCGUCUCACGAAGACGACAUCAUCUUCAUGCAGACCCUCUUCGGAGGGAAUCCACUCAGGGACCAUGGCGUGACAGACGACUGUCACGCCAUGUCCUACGACGACAGCGUGAUAGAGGGCUCUCAGGAUCAGGACAUGUCCUACGGCGACUGCCUUCCCUUGGAGGGCGGCGUCGAGGUUUAUCAGGGUUCAGAAUGUGGCCUACCACCGUCAUUGCCAACUGUCACAUUGCCAGUGCCUCCAGAAGGGAACCAUCAUCCGGCGGCCGACAGAUAUAUCUCGUACCUGUUGGACGGUGGAGAUGGAAGCUCGGCGAGGGCAGACCCGUUCGAGGCAAUGAGUCGGGCGGGAUUAUCGUACCCUCCGUACGACUAUUCUCCAUCGCCGUUAUCGGCGUUGACCGGGAAGGGAGGAAAGGGGAGGGAUAUGGAUCUGAUGGAGUUGAUAUUUUGUUCAUCAAGAUCAUCUCAAGGGAGCAAUAAUACCAACGAGGAUUAACUUAAUAGUUCUUCUAUUAGGUCUCGUUUGGAUUAUAUGUUUAUUUAAUUUAGUGUCGUUGUCUUUUCAUUCAACCUGCCUUUGUAUGUCGUCAAUUAAAGACUAUGGACAUUAUUUUAUGUUUUUGGAGUUUUCCCUAUUAGCCAAUUAUAGGCCUGGGCCGGAUUAGAUGUUUUUUUGUUGCUCAAGCCCGAUUUAUCCCAUUAAAAUGGGCUUGUUGUUUAUCUCUUGGCCCGUCCAAAUGACUAUCAGACGGAGCGCGCCGUCACCACUCCGCCGCCAAUCCGCCAUCGCCGACUAUUGCAUUGGAUGCUACUCACAUUUUGAGCAUUCUGGGCAUAUGAGAUGUAAAGCUACUAGUUACCCUUUUU